Molecule: messenger RNA, 1298 nt
Organism: Camellia sinensis
Lineage: Eukaryota; Viridiplantae; Streptophyta; Magnoliopsida; Ericales; Theaceae
Gene: ABA4
Product: abscisic acid (aba)-deficient 4
Source: RefSeq, a predicted model, not a curated record
UUGUUUUUCAAAAGUGAGUUAUCGUAAUGCGGGUCUUGAGGCUGAGGCGACCCCUCCAUGACCAGUGAGUGACCACCACCACCACCACCUCCUCCUCCUCCUCCUCCACUACCGCCCACUUUUUCCAUUUUAUAGUCCGAUGAUGAAUGAAGCUGCAUGUGAGCGUGUCGUGUCUGUAUUUGCUGCCUUGUGCACAAAUUCCUAUUUUAGCUCGGCAUUACUUUUACUUUUCUCGAUUACCCACUUGUUCAUAGCUCUCCCUUGAGAAGCUGGAGAGCCCCUAUAAUUGAUGUUGUUGACACAAUUGUUGUUUAGUUUCUUAUCUUCCCAUUAAUCAUGACCUUCUCGUCUUGCUUAUUCCAUUCUCAAAUCUCACUCAAGAUCGACCGCUCAGAGUUGAUCUCUAUACCUUCAUUUAAUCAGAGAUCCACUUUCUCUCUCCAAUGUAUGAACACCAAACUAUAUGGCCAACACAUUGCGGCAAUGGGAUCCAAGCUAAGCAGUGACUGGAGUUUUAUGGGAGGAUCAAGAAUUAUCAUUAGACCAAACCUUCAAAGAUUCAAUCUUUACAGAAAACCAUCUGGAGUGUUUGCUUCAUGGUUGGCAAGUCCUCAAAUUGCUAGUAAUGUUUUUACGCUGGGAACGGCAGCUGUUCUUCCAUUCUACACCCUCAUGGUUGUGGCUCCAAAAGCUGAACUGACUAAGAAGUCUAUGGAAAGUAGCAUACCGUAUGUAGUGCUCGGGCUUUUGUAUGCUUAUCUAUUGUACCUCUCUUGGACACCAGACACAAUAAAGCUAAUGUUUGCGAGUAAAUAUUGGCUGCCGGAGCUGCCUGGUAUAGCAAAGAUGUUCUCCAAUGAAAUGACAUUAGCUUCUGCAUGGAUUCACUUGUUGGCUGUAGAUCUCUUUGCUGCUAGGCAGGUUUUCCAUGAUGGACUAGAGAAUGAAAUCGAAACCCGACAUUCAGUUUCUCUCUGCCUGCUUUUCUGUCCUGUAGGAAUUGUUACUCAUGUCAUCACCAAAGCACUAGCCAAAAGUUCCAGAAAUGCCAAACACGGUGUGUAAGAACAACUGAUUUAUGCCAAAAAGAUGGAUCUGUAGGAAGAUGAACGACAUUGAGAACAGUAGAUUUUCAUUGAAAUUAACAUUUCAAGAGAAUUUUCAAUUGCUUUCAUUUGCAAGUACUCUUUUUUAAAUAAAAAAUUCUUCCUUCUUUAAUUGUCACAUGACUGGUCAUUGGUCUUUGUUUGGGUUCAAACCAUUACAAUAUGUAUGAACAUACAAUACUUGUUCCUUGA